Messenger RNA from Ostertagia ostertagi, 303 nucleotides. The record is from the annotation of a GenBank genome assembly. NCBI's taxonomy places the organism in Eukaryota, Metazoa, Nematoda, Chromadorea, Rhabditida, Trichostrongylidae.
AUGUAUUUCAGUCGUAACGGUCUGCAAAAUGUCGAGAAGACCAUCCCGGAAGGUGUGGCAGGCAGUGCCGUCGUAACGGUCUGCAAAAUGUCGAGAAGACCAUCCCGGAAGGUGUGGCAGGCAGUGCCGAGUGUGGAUGCCGUUAUUGAUUCAUCAAGAUGCACAGCUACUAAAGUUGAAGAUGGAGCAGUUUUCGAUAGUUCACCGGAUCACUGUACAAAUAAUAAUUUGUUAGCACCUGAAAGCUCCGAGCAAGACACGUGCAGAGACGCUUGCAUGAACAUUAGGCUUCGAACGGAGAGG